AUGAAGUUGGACUGUUUUCUCAUGGGCUGGACUCCCUACCUUUUCCUGGCUGUGCUCUGGGCAGCCCCGGUGCUACUGGCCCUGCCCCUUUCAGCUGCCAGUCUUGAGAAGGUUCCAUGUGAAGAGCUCAUAGCCCCGGGAUCUGUCAGCCUCCAGGACAGCAACGGCCACCCAGACGAGGACGAGUGGACUGGCCCAAAGGAAGAUGGCUUCCAGAUCAAAGGCUACACUUUCAGUGAACCUUUCCAUCUAAUCGUGUCCUACGACUGGCUGAUCCUCCAAGGUCCUUCCAGGCCUGUGUUUGAAGGAGACUCACUGGUUCUGCGCUGCCGAGCCUGGCAAGAUUGGCCAUUGACCCAGGUCAUCUUCUAUCGGGACGGCUCAGCCCUGGGUCCCCCUGGACCCAACCAGGAAUUCACCAUCCCGGUGGUGCAAGAAGCAGACAGUGGACACUACCACUGCAGUGGUAUCUUCAGGAGUCCUGGUCCUGGGAUCCCAGAAACAGCAUCUUCUGUGGCCAUCAGCGUCCAAGAACUGUUUCCAACCCCGGUUCUCAGUGCCACACCUUCAACUGAGCCCCAAGAGGGGAGCCCAGUGACACUGAGCUGUCAGACAAAGCUGCCCCUGCAGAGGUCAGCCACACGCCUCUUCUUCUCCUUCUACAAGGAUGGUAACACCCUACGCAGCAGGGGCCUCUUCUCAGAAUUCCGGAUCCCUGCAGUUUCCUCAGAGCACUCUGGGUCCUACUGGUGUGAGGCAACUACUGAGGACAACCAAGUGUGGAAACAGAGCCUUCAGCUUGAGAUCAGGGUGCACGGGUUCUCCGGUUCGGCUGCACCUCCCGUCUCGACCUCAGCUCCUCAGAAGCCAACUGCUUCAGAAACAGCUUCUGCAGAGUCCCCGGGACCUCUGCCUCCUCCGACCACCCCUUCUCCCGAGGACCCAUGCUUAGCCUCUCCUCUGGUGGUGCCAGACCCCCACCUCCAUUACCAGAUGAGCAUUCUUCUCAAAUAUGUGCAGGAUGUGAGAGCUCUUCUUGGACACCUAGUGACAGAGGUGAGGGACUUGUCUGGCCACCGGAAGCCCGAGACCCCAAAGACUGCUGUCAAACAAAAGUAA
This is a messenger RNA of Echinops telfairi (small Madagascar hedgehog), 1119 nucleotides long. It is a transcript of the gene FCRLA, whose product is annotated as Fc receptor like A. Gene Ontology annotation, molecular function: transmembrane signaling receptor activity. The coding region runs from base 1 to 1119 and encodes 372 amino acids. NCBI's taxonomy places the organism in Eukaryota, Metazoa, Chordata, Mammalia, Afrosoricida, Tenrecidae. The record is from RefSeq and is a predicted model, not a curated record. Gene Ontology annotation, biological process: cell surface receptor signaling pathway. The transcript is spliced from 5 exons.